AUGGAGAACGGCGGCGCAGUGAGCCAGGGCGAGGGUAAGGACCCCUCCAGCUUCCUGAGCGAGAUCAUCGGCAACCCCGUCGUCGUCAAGCUGAACUCGGGCGUCGUGUACAAGGGUGAACUGCAAUCCGUCGAUGGCUACAUGAACAUCGCGCUCGAGAAGACCGAGGAGUACGUCAACGGUGUGAAGCGGAGGGCCUACGGCGAUGCCUUUGUAAGAGGCAACAACGUCAUGUACAUCUCGGCCGACUCAUGA
Thyridium curvatum is the source of this 255-nucleotide messenger RNA. RefSeq lists its product as uncharacterized. Gene Ontology annotation, biological process: mRNA splicing, via spliceosome; maturation of SSU-rRNA. Gene Ontology annotation, cellular component: P-body; U6 snRNP; sno(s)RNA-containing ribonucleoprotein complex. Lineage: Eukaryota; Fungi; Ascomycota; Sordariomycetes; Thyridiales; Thyridiaceae. The transcript is spliced from 3 exons. The record is from RefSeq and is a predicted model, not a curated record. Bases 1 to 255 code for a protein of 84 amino acids. Gene Ontology annotation, molecular function: RNA binding.